Messenger RNA from Perkinsus marinus ATCC 50983, 321 nucleotides. RefSeq lists its product as hypothetical. The transcript has 4 exons. NCBI's taxonomy places the organism in Eukaryota, Perkinsozoa, Perkinsida, Perkinsidae. The record is from RefSeq and is a predicted model, not a curated record. Bases 1 to 321 code for a protein of 106 amino acids.
AUGACCGGUUCUAUGGAGGCAACUGGCUUGAACGAGAGACUACUCGCCCGCGACGAGCAGCAACUGCAUGUCGCCUCCGGUCAAAGUUCCGGUACAAGAGUCCUCGUUAGGGAUUAUCAGGCCGGUCUGCUAUCUGAGGAAGAGUUUGAUCAAGCAUUCGAUCGUCAACUUGAGUAUGAUCAAGGCAAAACUAAAGAGAGUUGGAGUCGGAUGGAAGUCAAGGAUGUCACCUACGCUCUUGUUUGCACGGCUAUUGGCGCAGGAGUUCUCAGUCUACCUUAUGCCAUGGCUCAGAGUGGUCUGAUCAUAGGUCGUACGUAG